AUGGACUACACCAACGCCAUCCACAUCAUCCCGGACGCUGCGGGCCCCGACGCCUGGACCAACGCGGCGCCGUCCACGGGCGGGGACGCCGCCAUCUGGGCCACCGAGGACGACUACCGCCAGUGGAACGCCGACCCGGGCUACGGCGACCGGAACCCGUCCUCGCGGGCCGGGAGCGAGCAGCCGCCGCCGGGCAAGAAAGCUCGCGGCGGGGGCGGCGGCGGCGGCAGCGAUGGUGGGGGCGGGAGCAGCACGAGCAAGUCGCGCGCCAUCGGCAAGAUGUUCUUCAAGACCAAGCUCUGCUGCAAGUUCCGGGCCGGGACCUGCCCCUACGUCACCAACUGCAACUUCGCGCACGGCAUGGAGGAGCUCCGCAAGCCGCCGCCCAACUGGCAGGAGAUCGUGGCCGCCCACGAGGAGGCCACGGAGCAGCGGGAGGAGCACCAGAUCCCCAUCAUGACCUCUGGAAGUGUCGUCGCUGGAGACAGUGGCGGCGGCGGCUCGCAGGGGGGCAGGGCGUACAAGGGCCGCCACUGCAAGAAGUUCUAUACUGAAGAGGGCUGCCCCUAUGGUGACGCGUGCACCUUCCUGCACGAUGAGCAGUCCAAGGCGCGGGAGAGCGUGGCCAUCAGUCUCUCGCCAACGGUUGGUGGUGGGGGAUACAAUGCUGCUGCCUCUGCCAAUGGAGUGAUGGUGCAGAAGCCGUCCAACUGGAAGACGAGGAUCUGUAACAAGUGGGAGAUGACUGGAUACUGCCCAUUUGGGAGCAAAUGCCACUUUGCUCAUGGUUCUGCUGAACUUCACAAGUAUGGAGGGGGCCUUGUGGACAUAGAUGGCAGGGAUAUCACGUCCACUCCUGACUCGAAGCAAGCUGGUGCUUCUGCUAAAGCUCCUGCAGAGUCUGCUGCUGCGUCCACUGCUAUGCCCCCUCAUGCAGACGUGUACCAUCUCGGCAUCCAGUCCCAGCGCUCCACCAUCGUCAGCCAGAGAUCUGGACAACUGCAGAGGCCCAUUCAGAAGUGGAAGGGCCCUGACAAGAUCAGCAGGAUCUAUGGUGAUUGGAUAGAUGAGAAUGAGUAG
Molecule: messenger RNA, 1080 nt
Organism: Miscanthus lutarioriparius
Lineage: Eukaryota; Viridiplantae; Streptophyta; Magnoliopsida; Poales; Poaceae
Source: the annotation of a GenBank genome assembly